Molecule: messenger RNA, 1230 nt
Organism: Humulus lupulus (European hop)
Lineage: Eukaryota; Viridiplantae; Streptophyta; Magnoliopsida; Rosales; Cannabaceae
Exons: 1
Coding region: 176-589 (137 amino acids)
Molecular function (GO): calcium ion binding
Source: RefSeq, a predicted model, not a curated record
AACUUGUGGUUGAGGGUACUAAUUAGUGCCUCUAAACGCGCAUAUAUACAUAUGUAUAUAUAGUAGUGCCUCUAAACUCUGUUUUCAUCCUAAAACCAAAACAAACACUAGUUUCCUUUCCUGCUUCACUUUUAGUUCUUAAUUGGUACAAUACAUCAACCGCAAUAACAGAAAAAUGAGUGUAGAAGUAUUGGAUGCCACCACCAUUGUCAACUUUGUGGAAGAUGAAGAAGCAUUCCACAUGUUCAUCUGUGAUCGUUUUGCUGACCUUGAUACCAACCAUGAUGGUAUUCUUUCCUAUGCUGAGAUGUUAAAGGAGCUCAAGUCUUUAAGGGUGUUCGAAACUCAUUACGGCAUUGACGUCAAACCCGAGCCAGGUGAGCUUGCUCAGGUUUACAACUCGCUGUUUGAGCUGUUUGAUCACGACUCAAGCGGCACAAUCGAACUGGAAGAGUUUGAGGCAGAGACCAAGAGAAUGAUGCUGGCCAUGGCUAACGGGAUGGGAUUCUUGCCUGUUCAGAUGGUGUUGGAAGAAGACAGCUUCCUCAAGAAAGCUGUUGAACGUGAGACCAGUAAAGUGGUUGCUUAAUCUUAACUUUAAGCAUGUUUGCAAUCAGCCUGAUACAUUAACUAUAAUUGAGUUUGUUCGAGAGUUUAUAUGUUACUAAUUUUUUGUGUUCCUGUCUGUUGCUUUUCUUUUCUUUUCUUUUUCCUUUUUCUUUCUUUUUCGGGUGUAAUUUGAAUAAGCGAUUACAGGUACGGCUACUGAUGAUUUUCAUUGAAAAAGUUAAUACAAAAGUACAGAGUUAUUCUAUCUACAAACAGAAAUCUUUAUGGCUAAGCCUUAAGCUACAAAACAAUGUAUGGCUACAAAAGCAAAGACAUUUCUGGAGCUGGGAUGAAGGAAAGGAUGCUUUCUCCAAAAAGCUCAAACACUUUUACCAGGAGAGACCCAGAGUCUAAGUCAUCCUUCAAGACCUGCGCAAGCAUGGCUGAUGUUUUGAGAUGUCGCCCAUAACAAUCUCAAUAGACACCUGUACUGAGGAUGACAAUGGACCUGCAUUGGAACCUCCUGAAUUAGCAAUGGCAACUGUUUCACCCUGCAGGUGAGAUGGUGAACAAAUGCGGCCAUCACUAGCCAUUUUCUUAAGCGGCGGCUGCUCCACAUCGUCCAUGACUGCCUUGAGAUUAUCUUGAACAUCAAAUAAAAUCACCAGUUUUGAGAAACAA